Messenger RNA from Populus euphratica (Euphrates poplar), 2744 nucleotides. RefSeq names its product aldehyde dehydrogenase family 3 member H1-like. The transcript has 15 exons. The coding region runs from base 134 to 2404 and encodes 756 amino acids. NCBI's taxonomy places the organism in Eukaryota, Viridiplantae, Streptophyta, Magnoliopsida, Malpighiales, Salicaceae. The record is from RefSeq and is a predicted model, not a curated record. Gene Ontology annotation, molecular function: aldehyde dehydrogenase (NAD+) activity. Gene Ontology annotation, cellular component: cytoplasm. Gene Ontology annotation, biological process: aldehyde metabolic process.
CCUCUUCUUUAAUGGCUGAGAAACCUCCACAUGUCUACCGUUUCCCCAUGUUUUUUUAUGCUUUAUAGGUGAUAUUGAAUGAACUCAUUAACUAUCAUUAUUCUGCUAGCCCAGUGCUGAAGCUCUCCCCAUCAUGAGAAGCCUCUGUGUUGAGCCCUUUCAAAAUCUCAGUGUUGUUGAUACUGGUGCGAGGAGAGCUUUCACCCACUGCUCUCCAUGGAAGACCAAUCAUAAGCACGAAGCUGUCCUUUCGUUCCCUCUUUCCAGCCCCAACCGUAAAUCACUCAGUAUUUGCCUCUCCUCUUCUGCAAAUCUACCGGUAAUGAUGGAGGAGAAGAAGCAAACUUUUGAUGCGAGUGAAGCUGCUUUUCUAGUGAAGGAACUAAAUGAAAACUUCAGAGCUGGCAAGACAAAGAGUUACGAGUGGAGAGUGUCACAAUUGAAGGGUAUUGAAAAGAUGGUUGUGGAAAGGGAGAAGGAUAUUUGUGAAGCCCUUUAUAAGGACCUCUCUAAGCCUGAAUAUGAAGCCUUUGUUUCUGAGAUUUCUAUGGUAAGAUCAUCUUGCGAGGAGGCACUUAAAGAAUUGAAACAGUGGAUGAAGCCAGAAAAGGCCAAAACCUCAAUGGCAACCUAUCCUUCUUCAGCGGAAAUUGUGUCAGAACCUCUCGGAGCUGUGUUGGUCAUCUCAACUUGGAACUACCCAUUUUCGUUGUCAGUUAAACCAGUCGUUGGGGCUAUCACAGCUGGAAAUGCUGUGGUAUUAAAACCUUCAGAAAUUGCUCCUGCUACUUCUGCACUGCUUUCAAAAUUAUUUGAGGAAUAUCUAGACAGAUCUGCUGUACGAGUAGUUGAGGGAGGUGUUCUUGAAACAACUGCAUUGCUUGAUCAGAAGUGGGACAAAAUAUUCUACACAGGUCUUGUAAAUAGGAUGUCCAUUUCUCCAAUAUUAUGUCUAAAAUGCUUGCAUUUUUCGUAUAGUUUCAUUCUUGUGUUUCGAAACACCAUGUAUCUUGAUGGUAAGAAGCGCAGUUCAACUUCAGUCAUCACCACCGAUGAGAUAUCUGCAUGUGUUUUCGGUACAAAAAAUUUCAUAUUAUAUCAUCUGUUUUCAACUAACUUAUGCAUUGCAUAUCUUUCCCCGCAACUUGUGAUACAGAUUUCUAUGGUAAGAUCAUCUUGCGAGGAGGCACUUAAAGAAUUGAAACAGUGGAUGAAGCCAGAAAAGGCCAAAACCUCAAUGGCAACCUAUCCUUCUUCAGCGGAAAUUGUGUCAGAACCUCUCGGAGCUGUGUUGGUCAUCUCAACUUGGAACUACCCAUUUUCGUUGUCAGUUAAACCAGUCGUUGGGGCUAUCACAGCUGGAAAUGCUGUGGUAUUAAAACCUUCAGAAAUUGCUCCUGCUACUUCUGCACUGCUUUCAAAAUUAUUUGAGGAAUAUCUAGACAGAUCUGCUGUACGAGUAGUUGAGGGAGGUGUUCUUGAAACAACUGCAUUGCUUGAUCAGAAGUGGGACAAAAUAUUCUACACAGGGAGUCCAAGAGUAGGGCGCAUUGUCAUGACUGCUGCAGCAAAGCACCUUACUCCUGUUGUCCUAGAACUUGGAGGGAAAUGCCCAGCUGUUAUUGAUUCUGAUGUUGACUUACAAGUUACUGUCAGGAGGAUCAUUGCAGGCAAGUGGCAAUUGAAUAAUGGACAAGCUUGCAUUAGUGUUGAUUAUAUCAUAACAACAAAAGAGUUUGCCCCAAAGUUGAUAGAUGCACUAAGGAAAGGGAUAGAGGAAUUUUUUGGAACAGAUCCAAUGGAAUCGAAAGACAUAUCCUGUAUUGUGAGCUCAAAUCAUUUUUCACGUUUGGAAAGUCUCAUGGAUGAUUACAAGGUUUUCUACAAAAUUGUUGUUGGAGGACAAAGGAAUCAGAAGAAAUUAAAGAUUGCUCCAACAAUAUUCUUAGAUGUUCCUGGAGACUCUCAACUGAUGCAGGAAGAGAUAUUUGGGCCAUUGCUUCCUAUUAUCACUGUUGAAAAUGUGAAAGACAGUAUUGAUCUGAUAAAUUCAAAACCAAAGCCUCUUACUGCAUAUCUCUUCACCAACAAUGAGAAGCUAAAGAAUAACUUUGUGCAAAGUGUGUCCUCUGGAGGAAUGGUCAUCAAUGACACUGUGCUGCAUGUUACAGUUUCCAGUUUACCCUUUGGAGGAGUUGGGGAGAGUGGAAUGGGAUCAUACCAUGGUAAAUUUUCUUUUGAUGCUUUCAGUCACAAGAAGGCAGUUCUGUACAGAAGUUUCAGUGGAGAUACAUCCGUCAGAUAUCCACCAUAUACACCAGAAAAGCAGAAGCUAGUUAGGGCUGUGAUGAAUGGUGGCAUAUUUGACAUAAUUCUUGCUUUCAUGGGAUGGUCUAGAGAUUGAACACAUGACUCAAAGACCGGUUCCUUCUUGUGGUGGUUACCCUCUCUCUUGAAUGUGUAUUUUCUCAAGUCCCAUCUAAUCAAUACUUAUGAGAUAAUUAUUGUCUGAUUAGCAGCCAACUGCACCAUUACUUUUAGAUAGUUAGAGAGCACCCAUUCAAGGGAGAGUGUCCUGUUGUCGGAACUGGUAUUAUCAGAACAAAAUGGGGAAAAACAAUUUGUAACAGGUACAAUAUCAUUUGAAGGGCCACGUUCCAGUGAUUUGAAAUUGUAAAUUAUAUUUGAACUUGGAAUCUUACAUGAAUAUUUAGCCUCGUAAAAGUGAUCAGACAUGUUAUCUU